AUGCUUACCUGGAUCGCCAUGCUCACGUGCACCCACUUCUUUAUGAACUUGCGCUGGUACACGCUGCUCCCCUGUCAAAUCUCAGGUCUUUUGAGCUACAUGUUCUGUGCGGCCCUUGGAAGUCCAGAAGGGGUGCUCCUGGUCAUGAACCUGGCGCUCUUCGCGGGGAUCACGGCGCUGGCCUCGUUGGCCAAGCGCGGCCUGGAGCACCACGAGCGCCACUCCAUGCUGCAGCUCAUCUCCGAGAGGGUGCGGCGGUUUGAAAGCGACUUCAAGCUGGAACAGGCGCGUGCCGCUCCUCUUCUAAUUGGUGCACUGCGUAGGGCAGGCUUCAUCAGGCUCCUGUGCUCCUGUGUCCAAGGUCAGACAGGCUUCACGCAGAUGAUCUUCGAUGUGAAGAACAACUGCCGGGACCAACUGGACUCCAUGAUGAAGCUGGGCGAACAGGAGCACUGGCUGGUGGAGGCGCGAGGUUCUGUGACUGAGAUGGCCAAGCAGUUGCGCUUCGACCCCAAGGAGCUGAUCGGCCGCGGCAACUAUGGAGUGAUCUUGGCCGGAGAUAUGCUGGGCAUGCCCGUGGCAGUGAAGCUGCCGUUGGCCAAUGCCUCGCUGUCCCUCCCCGACUUGGCCAACGAGCUGCGCUUUCUGCGCCGCGUGCGGCAUCCGCACAUUGUGGCGUUUCAAGGCGGGGCCUUCCGAUCGCUCGGGAACUUUCCGCAGGAAAUGCUGUUCCUGGUGGAGGAGUUGGUGGAAGGUGCCAGCCUUCAGGCUUUGUCGCAGGAUAAGUUAAACCUGGAGACCAACCAGAAGCAUGCAGUGCUCCUGGGCAUUUGCAGAGCGCUGCGGUACUUGCAUGGCCUUCGGCCAGCCAUCGCGCACGGGGACCUGAAGCCCACCAACGUGCUGAUCACCACACGUGCCUUGGACGGGCAUUUCGCGGGGGGGGGGGGGGACCAACAUGUGUCACCGGGCGCAAGCUGA
Messenger RNA from Effrenium voratum, 981 nucleotides. Lineage: Eukaryota; Dinophyceae; Suessiales; Symbiodiniaceae. The record is from the annotation of a GenBank genome assembly.